Molecule: messenger RNA, 642 nt
Organism: Ascochyta rabiei
Lineage: Eukaryota; Fungi; Ascomycota; Dothideomycetes; Pleosporales; Didymellaceae
Exons: 5
Coding region: 1-642 (213 amino acids)
Source: RefSeq, a predicted model, not a curated record
AUGGUGUACUACUUCUCUUCGAACACCGUUACGCCCUCAGCCUUCAUCUACGUCGGCAAAGACAAGGUUGAAAACGAAGAGCUGAUCCAGCAUGGCUGGGAGGAGGAUGUUUGGUUUCACGUCGACAACCUUUCUUCGGCCCAUAUCUAUGUUCGACUUCCAGAUGGCGAGACUUGGGACAAGAUCAGCGAGCCGUUGUUGAUCGACUGUGCACAAUUGACCAAAGCGAACAGUAUCGAAGGUAACAAGAAAGAUAAUAUCACGGUCAUCUAUACACCGUGGUCGAACCUGAAGAAAGAUGGGAGCAUGGCUGUGGGCCAGGUCGGAUUCAAGGACAACAAGAAGGUUAAGCGUAUACAUGUUGUAGCGCGUGAGAACCCCAUUGUCAACCGACUCAACAAAACCAAGGUUGAGAAGUUCCCUGACCUGCGGGAAGAGAAGGAAGCUCGAUUACGUGAGCUGAGGAAGAAGGAUCAAGGUGCUCGAGACGCAAGACGCAAGGAGGAAGCACGCGUUGCAAAGGAGCGCAAGGAGCUUGCCUGGCAGCGAGAUCACGCCUACGACAACAUGAUGACUGAGGACAACAUUGCCAUGUCCAGCAACCAGGAUCGGGACGAAGACUUCCUGGACGACUUCAUGUAG